Molecule: messenger RNA, 2029 nt
Organism: Clarias gariepinus (North African catfish)
Lineage: Eukaryota; Metazoa; Chordata; Actinopteri; Siluriformes; Clariidae
Exons: 11
Coding region: 45-1925 (626 amino acids)
Biological process (GO): cilium assembly; protein dephosphorylation
Molecular function (GO): protein tyrosine/serine/threonine phosphatase activity
Source: RefSeq, a predicted model, not a curated record
CUGCAGCAUGGCCAUGUGGGAUUACUGUUACUUAUUCCACAUACAUGUAUCAACACUGUUCACAUAUCACUUGUGCAGAUGGGGCCAAAGACAGUAUGACCUCACAGAUUCCAGUGCCAAAGCCUUCAUAUUCCCAGGUUAGGGAAACCCUGGUAAAGACUAUUCCGCCAAAGGUAAUCUGCUUGCUAGCCUGUGGGGGAAGAGACUGUCGCUAUGAGGGGCCGCUGUGCUGGCGACCAAGUCAACAGGCCAUUAAGGGGGUCUUCUCUAGCUGGGUGACUGAUGAUAUCGUUGCCAUGGCAAGACCUUCUACCAACCUCAUUGAGACGUACAACAUAAUAGACCAGUUUAAAAAGUUGAACAUUAAGUCCAUCAUUAACAUGCAGCUGCCAGGCGAGCACGCUCACUGCGGUCCUGAUCUGGAUCCUAACAGUGGCUUCACCUACUCCCCUCAGAUCUUCAUAGAGAAUCAGAGUCAGUCUUUCAUACACACGCUUUUUCCGAUCAUGUUUUAUGUGCUCUACUUAAUGCGAUCUUCAUCCUGUUCAGUUUACUUCUACAACUUUGGCAUGGCCGAUUUUGGCGUGUCGUCUCUGGAGGGGAUUCUGAAUGCAGUGAAGGUUUUGUCCUUCUCUGUGCAGGAGGGUAAAGUCGCUGUGCACUGUCACGCCGGACUAGGCAGAACAGGAGUGCUGAUUGCAUGCUACUUGAUCUACACAUUAAGGAUCAGUGCUAGCGAGGCUGUUCACUACGUACGGAUAAAGAGGCCUUGCUCGAUUCAGACCCGCGCCCAGAUCAACCUGGUGUUUGAAUUCGCGCUGCUCCUGGGCCCCCAGCUGGUGCAGUACCCGACGCUGAACAUGCGGCAUGGCGCUCCAUUCAGUAUGAAGCAGUAUCUUCAACGCCAGGCCAUACUCUUACAUGGUGAAGAGGCCCGUUCCCUUGCACACACACCAAAGAUCUUACAUUUUCUCUGCAGCCUGCUGACAGCCCUCAGUCAGGGAACAUCCAGUCCUCCAGAAAUUCAGCAGGAACUAGGGAAAAAAGCAGCUGCUUGGGUUCUUCAGCAGGCUGUUAGGAAUGUGUUGGUACUGCAUAGGUAUUUGCCUGUCCUGGUGGAUGGGGAAGACUCUUGUCAGUCUGUCUCGUCUUGGGACGAGCCUUUCGGAUUUUUAGAAAGGAAGAGGGAAAUGCUUUUGAACAAGCGCAGUUACAGUGAAUCAGACCUCAGCAAAAUUUCUUUGUUAAAGGACAUAAAAUGUAUUCACAGUUCCAUACUGUUUGGGAAUGGUGGUAAAGUCAGUAAUGGAAUUUUGAAUCAUGUAAAUGAGUAUGAGAACUGUGCACCGGACAGACAGACACACAAUUCAUCCUCAAAUCAUCACCUGAUUAAGCCCAAUGCUGCAAAAAGGGCAAAGUGCACGAUGCAACCGUAUCAGGGAUUCCCAAAAUUCAGCUCCAGUAUAGAGCUCCGUAAAAAUAACACAUGUGCAAAAACAUCAAUUACAUCGAGAGCUGUUGCUAAAGCAAUGUCACAAAAGGAACCUGCAGGCAGCAAAAUCCUGCAAAAAGCCACACUAUUACAGGAGGAGUUGAACGUCAGUGCUUAUGGAUGGGCCACACUGGCCAUAGAGACGAACCCAAAAGUUCUAAGUGCUCUGAUGUGGAUCUGGUUAGACAAACUCAAGGAUCCGGUCCUAAGUGCAGACGAUAUAAAAAAACUGACAAAUGCUUCAGGUCAAAACCCACUAAAAAUGCUCCACAAGUCUCAGCGUAGCACUCUGUGUUGUUUGCUGAGCUGUGUAGCUCAGGUGACGUCUCAAUGUCCACACCUUGAGAACCCGGUCCUGCAGAGGCUUGUCAAGGCACUGACCAGGGUAACAGUUACCUUCCUGAAGAAACUGAAAGCUAUAACACAUUGCUGAAAGUGUUUGAGAACAAAGUAAGAGAUUUGCAGUGUCGCUCACCUUUCCACACAGCCACACGGACGUCAGCAAUCGAGAAGGGAACUUAAAAGUGUUAUUAUGGA